Stomoxys calcitrans (stable fly) is the source of this 3095-nucleotide messenger RNA. RefSeq names its product pro-resilin (gene Muc91C). Bases 120 to 2756 code for a protein of 878 amino acids. NCBI's taxonomy places the organism in Eukaryota, Metazoa, Arthropoda, Insecta, Diptera, Muscidae. Gene Ontology annotation, molecular function: transcription coactivator activity. Gene Ontology annotation, cellular component: RNA polymerase II transcription regulator complex. The record is from RefSeq and is a predicted model, not a curated record. The transcript is spliced from 3 exons. Gene Ontology annotation, biological process: positive regulation of transcription by RNA polymerase II.
AUAGUUCGUGUGAACAAUUCUAAGGAUUCGUUCGCUGUCAAACGAUAACAGCGAUUAAAAUUGGAGUUUGGGGAGCUUGAAUUGUAGUGCAUAACUUUUUUUUACCCAACAUUGGCACCAUGAAACUUCUCAGCACCUCCGCCGCGCUGCUAUGCGUUACAUUAUUUGCCAUGACGUCUGAAGCGAAGAAACGUGAGGCUCCUGUAAGCAACAGCUAUUUGCCACCUUCCACAAACAAUCGCGGCUCGUCCUCUUACAGUUCACCAUCAAACUCCUAUUUGCCUCCUGCUUCGGGACCAGCUUCGAAUAGUUAUGCCCCCAGUGGUCCUGCAUCAAAGCCUUCAUCUUCAUAUGGAGCUCCACCCAGAAGUCCUUCGUCUAGCUAUGGUCCACCACCACCGCCAUCAGGACCAGCGUCUGGCUAUUCAAGUCGUCCUAGCUCAAGCUAUGGCCCCCCAAAGAAGAGUUCUUCGCGUCGUCCCUCAUCCAACUAUGGACCACCCAAGCAACCUUCUUCCAGUUAUGGACCUCCUGCAAGGGCACCCUCAUCUAGUUAUGGACCACCUAAGUCAUCGCCUCCCUCUUCGUCAUAUGGAGCUCCCGCUAAAACUCCCUCAUCCAGUUAUGGUGCUCCUGCAAGGGCUCCUUCCUCUAGCUAUGGUCCACCUAAAUCAUCACCACCAUCGAGCAGCUAUGGUGCACCGGCUAAAACACCAUCUUCUAGUUAUGGAGCUCCUGCUAAGGCUCCUUCCUCCAGCUAUGGUGCGCCUUCAGCUCCUUCCUCUAGUUAUGGUGCCCCAGCUAAGGCUCCUUCCUCCAGUUAUGGUGCUCCUUCGGGUCCAGCAGCUCCCUCCUCUAGUUAUGGUGCACCAGCCAAGGCCCCAUCCUCCAGUUAUGGUGCUCCUUCGGGCCCAGCAGCUCCCUCCUCUAGUUAUGGCGCACCAGCUAAGGCUCCAUCUUCCAGUUAUGGUGCCCCUGCAGCUCCUUCUUCUAGUUAUGGUGCCCCAGCUAAGGCACCAUCUUCCAGCUAUGGUGCACCAUCAGCUCCCUCCUCCAGUUAUGGUGCCCCAGCAAAGGCUCCCUCUACUAGUUACGGUGCUCCUUCUGCUCCCUCUUCUAGCUACGGUGCUCCUGCUCAAACUCCUUCAUCCAGUUAUGGAGCCCCAGCCCAAGCUCCAUCGUCCAGCUAUGGUGCCCCAGCUCAAGCUCCAUCGUCCAGCUAUGGUGCUCCCGCAAAAACACCUUCCUCCAGCUAUGGUGCUCCAGCUCAAACUCCCUCAUCAAGUUAUGGUGCUCCUGCACAAGCUCCCUCAUCCAGUUAUGGUGCUCCUGCACAAGCUCCUUCAUCCAGUUAUGGUGCUCCUGCUAAGGCUCCCUCUUCUAGUUAUGGUGCCCCAGCUAAAGCUCCUUCAUCUAGCUAUGGUGCUCCUGCUCAAGCUCCCUCCUCAAGUUAUGGUGCUCCUGCUCAAGCUCCCUCCUCAAGUUAUGGAGCUCCUGCUCAGGCUCCCUCUUCCAGUUAUGGUGCUCCAGCUAAAGCCCCCUCUUCCAGUUAUGGUGCCCCUGCUCAAGCCCCCUCUUCUAGUUAUGGUGCUCCAGCUAAAGCCCCGUCUUCAAGUUAUGGUGCUCCUGCCCAAACUCCCUCAUCCAGUUAUGGAGCUCCAGCUCAGACGCCUUCUUCUAGUUAUGGUGCACCAGCCCAGGCUCCCUCAUCCAGUUACGGUGCUCCAGCUCAGGCUCCUUCCUCCAGUUACGGUGCACCAGCUCAGGCUCCUUCCUCCAGCUAUGGAGCUCCAGCUCAGGCUCCCUCCUCCAGUUACGGUGCUCCAGCUCAAGCUCCCUCAUCCAGCUACGGUGCUCCAGCUCAAGCUCCUUCAUCCAGCUACGGUGCUCCAGCUCAAACACCUUCCUCCAGUUACGGUGCUCCAGCUCAAGCUCCCUCAUCCAGCUACGGUGCUCCAGCUCAAGCUCCUUCAUCCAGCUACGGUGCUCCAGCUCAAACACCUUCCUCCAGUUAUGGUGCCCCAGCUCAAGGACCUUCCUCAAGUUAUGAUGCUCCAGCUCAAACUCCCUCCUCCAGUUAUGGUGCUCCUGCCCAGGCUCCCUCCUCAAGCUAUGGUGCCCCAGCUCAAACUCCCUCCUCCGGUUAUGGUGCUCCUGCCCAAGCGCCCUCCUCAAGCUAUGGUGCCCCAGCUCAAACUCCCUCAUCCAGCUAUGGUGCUCCAGCCCAGACACCUUCCGGCAGUUAUGGUGCUCCCGCCCAGGCCCCUUCAUCUAGCUAUGGCGCCCCAUCUCAAGGUUCAUCCUCAUCAUUCCAACCCAUACAACCGCCUUCAACUAGCUAUGGCACCCCAGCAAAGACACCAUCGUCUAGCUAUGGCGCCCCCACUGGGCCAUCAUCUGGCUAUCCUUCGGGGCCCUCUUCCAGCUACAAUGCUCCUUCGGCGCCCAGCUCUUCCUAUGGUGCUCCCUCACAACAAGGCGGUACUGGCUCAGGCUAUAGCUAUUCUGCUCCUGCUUCUUCCAGCUAUGAUGCUCCUGCACAAACUCCCUCUUCAGGUUAUGGUGCACCCUCGGGACCAUCUUCUUCGUACAAUGCCCCAAGUGCGCCAUCUUCCUCAUAUGGUGCUCCCCCCACAGGCAAUGACAAUGGCGGAGGUGGCUCCAAUGAUGGGGGCUAUUCCUAUCCUGCACCCUCUAGCAAAGUACCCGAUACCAUUCCCCAGAGUUAUUCCUCGGAUGGCGGUUACUCUUAUUAGAUUUUAGAUCAAACGAAAUCGGGGCAGUACUUGAUUUCACACAAAACGUGCCUUAAUUUUAUGUUUUUGUUUAGGCGAGAGCAUUCGUUUCCUUCCUUCCACCAUUAGGCCAAAUUGAAUCACAAAAUUCAAGCAAUUUGAAGCAGCGUCAGCUUCAGAUUGCAGGCUAAACAUCUCUCUUCCACCCAACGAACUACAAGGUUUAUUUCAUUGAACUAAAUUAUUUUCUUAUACGAAUAUUUUUAUAUUUGGAAUUUUAAAUUAAGUUUUUUAGUAUUCUUUUUUUAUGUUAUAUAUGUAUGUUAUAAUAAAAUUACAAAAGUAUUUUUACAAGGAAAA